This is a messenger RNA of Xylona heveae TC161, 2783 nucleotides long. RefSeq lists its product as hypothetical. The coding region runs from base 100 to 2412 and encodes 770 amino acids. Gene Ontology annotation, biological process: DNA-templated transcription; regulation of DNA-templated transcription. The record is from RefSeq and is a predicted model, not a curated record. Gene Ontology annotation, molecular function: DNA-binding transcription factor activity, RNA polymerase II-specific; zinc ion binding; DNA binding. Lineage: Eukaryota; Fungi; Ascomycota; Xylonomycetes; Xylonales; Xylonaceae. The transcript has 7 exons.
GUAGUAUUUUCCAACAAGUUCAAAGCGACGUGAGAAACUAUUGUGCCGGUGCAGCUCAGAAAUGUGCAAUGCACUGUCACUAAUUAAAAAUAAUUUCAUAUGAUUGGAAAAGCAAGUCCUACACUGCGGAAUCCACGAAGGGUACCAAAGGAGAAUCGAAGAAGAGCAUAUCGAGCAUGUCGUCUUUGCCGAAACAGAAAGAGUCGGUGCAUCCCAACCGACUCUGGACCUUGUUGGAGAUGCCGCCGUCGGGGCGCGCAUUGCAUUUAUGAAGAUAUCUUGCAGGCUGAUGAAGUAUCAAGGGCAUCACCGAGCAACGCAACACCAGUGGCAUCUCCCGGAUCAAUUGGUACUGCGUCUCAGGGCGGUUCCUGUAGAGCCCAGAUGAACUCGACCAGUACCCCAUUGCAGUCUCCAGAGAGGCAGCAAAAUCCAAUGCCCGAGCCACAUUCGCGUUUACGUGCGGCUGGGCCUACAGAAGCAUUCUAUUCUGCUACCACAUCCAACGAACUCUUCCUCGCAAGGAUCAGAGAGUCAAUGUUUAUGGGGCCAUCACACCACACGUAUAGUGAAAAGUCUCCAACGCUAAAUGACCACACUGUGCUCCAACUAGAUCCAUCUGAUCGGCAACUAGUCAGUGAUGCCCUGGCUCAAUUUCCGCCACGAAAUAUUUCAAACUUUUUGCUUUCAAUAUAUUUUCAUUAUGCAGAAGAUAGCUACUUCUAUUUCCAUCAACCAGCAUUCCGAAGCAGAUUAGAUGAACUAUAUAACAGCUCGGCUGCGAGGGCAGUGACUGAUCCUGCAUUUGUCUGUUCUGUUCUUAUGGUAUUCGCAUUGGGUAGCCAAUUUACACAAUUUAGAUCCCCCAAUGCAACUGCAACUCCCGAACCAGGGGACUUUCGGGAGGACCCAGGUUCGAUAUUCUAUCGAAGGGCACGAAUGCUUCUCCCUGCGGUCAUCUCGAGGUGCACGAUUGAGGCCAUUCAAGCGUGUACAGCAAUGGCAACGUAUUGUCUUCCCUCACGUCCACGCGAUUUGGGAUAUUUCUACCUUGGCCUGGCGCUUAAAAUAGCAGUUGCAAGCGGUCUCCAUAGAAGGGCCAAUGAGUCGGGUCUUAGUGCGCCUGUACUGGAGAUACGCAAUAGACUUUGGUGGAGUAUUUAUUCCCUGGAACGCGUGUUGAGUAUCAAAAUGGGCAGACCCGAGUCGAUCAGAGAAGAAGAUAUAGACGUUCCAUUGCCUGCGCCUUGCUCAGAGCUUGAUUUCCCCGAGGCUCAAUCCAAUAUAUUCCAUCAGAUGGCAAAUGUCAGCUUGACGAGAAUUCUGAACCGAAUUGUUAGACGAGUAUCUUACAUUUUCAGUAGUUCUGCCGAAGUUGUCAAGUCAGAAACUGAUAAGCUAAAGAGAGACCUUAAAGCAUGGAAACGGGCUCUUCCAGAUUUUCUACGACUUCAGAAUGGCAGACCAGAACAAAAAGGUUUCAGGGCAGUGAUCCAUCUUUACAUGAACUAUUACCAUGCUUGGAUUAUCAUGUGCCGAAUCCCAUUAUUAAUAUUGGUGCGCGAAAAACUUAAACAAUCAUUUCAAGGAUCACAGUCCGAGACAAACAUAGAUGAACAGACUCAGCUCCUGGCGCAAAGCUGUGUCAAGGCGGCGAACAAAAUGCUUUCCCUUUUUGAGAUACUUACAGAAUGUGAGCAGCUUGCGAGGUUUUCGUUCACCGACUUUCAGGGAUGCAGUACCUCCACUAUCAUUAUCUUGCUUCACGGCAUUCUGAAAAGGGAUUCUACCUACGAGUCAAAAACGGAGUUUGCAUUCAACACGCUUCGAUUCAUGUCCUUUGGAUCAGAGACUGCUGAGAUAGGUUUGCAACUGGUCGAAAGCUUUCAAAGGCUCGCCGAUGAAGCUGUCGAAAGACUAGAUUCAAUAUCAACCGCAAAGAGUUCAGAUACAAACAAUGUAGUAGGAUACGAGGACUGGGCGCAGUGGUUAUCUAAAGAAACUCGGACCAUAUCCCCCGGGGCAACAGAAAGCUCUGCGCAAAGUUUUCCAUUCUCGUUAGAUCGAGAAAUGGGAAAGAACAGCUCUUCAGGAGAUGCUUUAACAGCUGGCAUGCCUGAAGAUAAUAUCGCAACGGCUAGACCAUUAGACACUAAUUUUCUACUCGAUCAAGGCGCCACAAAACAGCAAAUUGAGACUUCAUCUACUCCGAGACCAGAAAACUAUCAAAGCGAAGGUUCACAUCGGCGUGAUCAUGAACUAGGCUCAUCGAACAACUUUGACGAGAUGACAGCACAAGUGCCGGAUCAUGUUGAAGACUUUUUCAUGCUCGGAUUCACGGGCCUCGACUUGUUCAAUUUCUCUGUACAUGACGAUGAAAUGGCUGGCGACUGGAAUGGUAAUCUCACUUGAUGCUAGACUGCGGAAAGGGUAGGCUUUUAGGGGUUCGGGUGCAAUCUACUUGGUGCAUAGCAGCAUCUGGUAAUUCUUUUCUUUACUCCUUUCUUUUUCAUCUCAACAGGAAUGGCAUCAUUUACAUUUCGCAGAUACAACUUGCUAUGAGUUGAAAGAAAAAGCUGAAAUCGGACAGGAGAAGAGGCGGAUCACGGGUCGGUUAAGUUCUGCUCCAGUUGCAAAAGGAAAAUCAAUCAAGUCAACAAGGAGAAUGAGAUUAAAAUUAUAUUUUGAUUGGUCUUGAUCAUGUAUUUUCUUUAUAGCCAUCUUCCCAUUUAUCUACCGCUGAGCCAUGUCAUUCGCCUUUUAUACCCCAGAAAAGUCAUGAG